Messenger RNA from Neltuma alba, 1948 nucleotides. Its product is annotated as AP-2 complex subunit mu. The record is from RefSeq and is a predicted model, not a curated record. Gene Ontology annotation, cellular component: clathrin adaptor complex. Gene Ontology annotation, biological process: intracellular protein transport; vesicle-mediated transport. The transcript has 13 exons. NCBI's taxonomy places the organism in Eukaryota, Viridiplantae, Streptophyta, Magnoliopsida, Fabales, Fabaceae. Bases 295 to 1611 code for a protein of 438 amino acids.
GGAACCCCGCGGGACUUUACCGAAACCUGGAUUCUGCAAAUUUCCUUCAAAUUUAUUUGUAUAAUUUUCAUUGCUCAAUUCUCAUUUCCACGUAGCUACAUAUCGACGACGACUUCGUCUGAUGCAGCAUUUGGUUGCUGCUACCAUAGAAUUGUUGCUGUUCAUGGUCUAAGCCCCAACUUCGGAACCGCAGAUCUACUGGGUUAUCUGUGAAGUCACGCUUUUUUAUCAUUUCUGCUUGAUCUUCCGAAGCUCGUUGCCGGCGAAUCUGGAAGUCAAUACGCUGGAUCGGAGAUGCCGGUUGCAGCUUCCGCUAUAUACUUCUUGAACCUCCGAGGGGAUGUUCUUAUCAAUCGUCUUUAUCGCGACGAUGUCGGGGGAAAUAUGGUGGAUGCUUUCCGGACUCAUAUAAUGCAGACAAAAGAACUUGGUACUUGUCCUGUGAGGCAGAUAGGUGGCUGCUCUUUCUUUUACAUGAGGAUCAGCAAUGUCUACAUUGUGAUUGUUGUUAGCAGCAAUGCUAAUGUAGCUUGCGCUUUUAAGUUUGUUGUGGAGGCCGUUGCACUAUUUAAAUCAUAUUUUGGUGGAGCUUUUGAUGAAGAUGCAAUACGCAAUAAUUUUGUUCUCAUUUAUGAGCUUCUGGACGAAAUCAUGGACUUUGGUUACCCACAAAAUCUUUCACCAGAGAUCUUGAAGCUUUACAUUACUCAGGAAGGAGUGCGGUCUCCUUUCUCAUCCAAGCCCACAGAUAGACCUGUUCCAAAUGCAACUUUACAAGUAACUGGAGCUGUUGGAUGGCGGAGAGAAGGUCUUGUUUACAAAAAGAAUGAGGUUUUCCUGGAUAUUGUGGAAAGUGUAAAUCUUCUCAUGUCUUCAAAAGGUAGUGUUUUGCGGUGUGAUGUGACAGGGAAGAUUCUCAUGAAAUGCUUCCUUUCUGGAAUGCCUGAUUUGAAGUUGGGCUUGAAUGACAAAAUUGGUCUUGAAAAAGAGUCACAACUUAAAUCUCGUCCUACCAAAAGCGGUAAAACGAUUGAGCUUGAUGAUGUCACUUUCCAUCAAUGUGUAAAUUUGACGAGGUUCAACUCAGAGAAGACUGUUAGCUUUGUGCCCCCUGAUGGUGAAUUUGAGCUAAUGAAGUAUCGUAUAACUGAGGGUGUUAAUCUCCCCUUUAAAGUGUUACCUACCAUCAAGGAGCUUGGACGAACACGGAUGGAAGUAAAUGUUAAGGUGAAGAGUGUCUUUGGUGCAAAAAUGUUCGCACUUGGGGUGGUUGUGAAAAUUCCUGUGCCAAAACAAACAGCAAAAACAAGUUUCACAGUAACAUCUGGCCGGGCAAAAUACAAUGCUGCUAUUGAUUGUUUAGUUUGGAAGAUUAGAAAAUUCCCUGGGCAGACCGAGCCAACCUUGAGUGCAGAAGUUGAACUUAUUUCCACAAUGGCGGAAAAGAAAUCUUGGACAAGACCACCAAUUCAGAUGGAAUUUCAGGUUCCCAUGUUCACAGCAUCUGGUUUACGUGUUCGAUUUCUAAAGGUGUGGGAGAAAAGUGGGUACAACACCGUUGAGUGGGUUCGUUAUAUUACAAAAGCGGGAUCAUACGAGAUUAGAUGCUGAAGAAAUGUAGAUUGGUGGUUUCAGACGUCAUGGAUGGAGGACUAUGGCUAGAGACUGAAGCAAUCCCAAAUUUGGCGUUCAAUGCUGCACUGUUUUCUUGUUAACCAGAGGAUGAGGGGUUACUCAUUAUAGUGUGUUAUUGUUGAUGUGAAUGCUUGUGUGGAAUUUUAGUUUGAUAUUUGUGAGGCCAGCGUUUUACUGGAAUAUUAAAUUGAUUCUUCCCUCCCCCCCUCCCUUUCUUUCUUGAAAGCUUCAAUAUUUUGUUCUGAUGUACCCUCUCCUGUUGUAAUGCUAAUGAUUAUUUAGUAAUGCGCUCUGUAUUGUACAUUUUAGAUUA